This is a messenger RNA of Trichoderma asperellum CBS 433.97, 915 nucleotides long. RefSeq lists its product as uncharacterized. The record is from RefSeq and is a predicted model, not a curated record. Lineage: Eukaryota; Fungi; Ascomycota; Sordariomycetes; Hypocreales; Hypocreaceae.
AUGGCCGUACCCUAUCCACCAUCUGUUGCUGAUGGUCCUACCGCCUCUGUACCUGACACUGUUGAUUUCUCCCCUAAGAAACCCAACGGCGGUAACUACAUGCCUUCAAAGUCUAGCAAAGUUCCGGCUUCGAAGACUGCUGAUGCGCCCGCUGCCAAUGGCGACAAAAUUAAGGCGCGAACCACAGGGGAGAGAGUUACUAAUGGUGUUGCCCGAUUCGAUAACUCUAACAUUCAAGAUGGCGUUGGUAACGGCGUCGAUCGCUAUACCAUGUACUGGGGCGAUGGAAGCACUGGCGCCGGUUGGCCUGCUCAGAGCCAGUGGGUUUCCUUCGAGAAUAUGUUUAACAACUACAAGAAUCAGAUGUUUGCCGCCUGCGGCAACUUGCCAACUCCUCAGGCCAACGACAGCGGUCCUGAAGUGGGCGCUAUCUGGGAUGGCAUUCAGAUGGCUGCUGCUGCUACUGGUGUCGACCAUCGACUUAUAUUGGCUGUUAUUAUGCAGGAGUCUCACGGCUGCGUCCGUGUCAACACCUCCAACUUUGGAGUUCGAAACCCUGGCCUUAUGCAAGAUCACAAUGGUGCGGCCACUUGCAAUGAGAAUGGCAACGUCCCGAACCCUUGCCCCUCAUCAACUAUUUACCAGAUGAUCAGCGAGGGUACUGCUGGUACCAAUAGUGGCGAUGGCCUUGCCAACUGCAUCAAUGAAUCUGGCCGUAAUGAUGUUUCGGCUUUUUACCGAGCUGCUCGUAUCUACAACUCGGGCUCUAUUUCAAGCACCGGCCAGCUUCAAAACGGAAUUGCUACUCACUGCUAUGCUAGUGAUAUUGCAAACCGACUAACCGGCUGGGUCAAUGCACCAUCUCAAUGCAACUGCGAUAACAACCCUGGUAGCUGCGGCAUCGUUCAGAACUAA